Messenger RNA from Austrofundulus limnaeus, 4500 nucleotides. Its product is annotated as WD repeat-containing protein 49. NCBI's taxonomy places the organism in Eukaryota, Metazoa, Chordata, Actinopteri, Cyprinodontiformes, Rivulidae. Gene Ontology annotation, molecular function: protein binding. The transcript has 17 exons. The record is from RefSeq and is a predicted model, not a curated record. Bases 326 to 3136 code for a protein of 936 amino acids.
AAGGUUGGUCUGCUCCUCUGUUAGCCCCCCCCAGCCAAGUUUCAGUCUGAAAGCUUUGGCUCUCCAUGGUUUCCUCCUCGGCUCCUUGUGCUGACUUUAUUUUCUUUGUUCAGUCUAAAUGUUUGUGAUGGAUUUUUGCUUUUUAUUAUUUCUCAAUGUGGACAUUCCUAUCUGAAGACGAGAGGCCUUGCCUGAGGCUUGUGGGGGAAGUAAGAGGACAAGCAGACAAAAAGGAUUUAGAUUUAAAGCAUAGAAAAGAGCUCAAACUGACUCAGACUCUGCUGCUGUUUCUGGAUUAAUCUGAAAAAGGGGCAUCUGAAUCAGUAUGGGUACGUCAAGAAGCAAGAAGAAUCUGUGGAUGCUUUAUGAGACCGAGGUACCACACACCAGGUUUUGCGMUCCAGCUUCUGGUUCCAGUCCUGCAGAGAAGCUGAGACCAGAGCAUCUGCAGCUCCUGAGAAAUGCAUUCACCUGUCCAAAACCACAGGCAUGCAGGUCAGACGAAACACGUAGAGAUGAAGCUGAGGAAUCUGGAAUUGAGUUGAAACAAUUCAAGGAGCUGUUGAGAUCUGUGAUCGGACCAAGUAUUGAUGACUCGUGGGCUGAGAGAUUCUAUAAUGAGGUUGAUGUCUGCUGCACUGGGCAGAUAAAGUGGCAGCAGCUGUGUUCUUACUUGUUUCUGGAGUGCACUGAGAGGCAGCGGGCCUCUGCUCCCACAGCAGCUCUGAUGGACGUCCAGCCUGACUUCAGGCACUGCGCUCACAAUAAGCGGGAGCCGACAGUUCGUGUGGUUGCGGUUUUCCACCCGCCCUCGUUGCUCCUCUACGUUAGUGUCAGUAAAGGGGGUCAGGUCACCAUCUGGAACAGCUGCCUACACGUUCUCAGAUCUGUAAUGCUUGCUGGAGACCCGACAGAGGAAGUUGCCAACACAAAACGGUUCAGAGGCUGGGCAACUGAUGCUGUGUCCAUGGGCAGCUGCCAGAMGGUUGCCAUCGCAACCAGCUGCAGAGAUUUGCACUUUGUCCACAUCUCUGCRACCUCUGCAUAUGAGGAUGUGCAUCUGUUUGGGUUUCGCAGUGUCCUGACUGCUCUUUGUUACUCACAUGAUGCACAGUGUCCGGAUAAACCUCCACUUAUGAUCCUGGGAGAUGAAAAUGGAGAAGUCCACCUGAUGUGGUUUCUGAAGCCAUCUAAAGGUCUGUUCAAGAAUCCAUCCAAGAAAGAAAAAGGCCCUCAACGGAUCUUCUUUCCAGAACUCAGUGAACACAGCAGCAUGGUCUCAUAUCGCCACAUUCCCAACAUCCACAAGGARCCAAUCAACAGAGUGAUUUUUGAGGCUGGUUCUAACAUCGUCAUGACUUCAUCAGAAAGUGACGCCACAUCUGUGGUCUUCACCGACGUCUCACUGAGGAAGAAGCCUCAGAUUUGGAGGAUUGUGCAGGGAGCUAAAUGCUUCGACUAUGAUUCCUCCCUGGAGCUUCUGGUCACAGGAGGCUGUGACCGAAAAGUAAGACUCUGGACUCGAUAUGUGACCUCGAGUCCUGCAGCUACUCUGUCGGGUCAUUGUGCCGGUGUGUUGGACGUCGCAAUCUACCACCCUGUCCGCCAGAUCUUCAGCUAUUCCAGAGACUCUGAAUUGAGGGUAUGGGACAUUUCCAGCCAUCACUGUCUGAAAACCAUCCUCCUGCAGUUUCCCUGCUUGCAAACAGGUCGUCUCCCAGAACAUGGCAACUUCCCAUUCCUGCUGCUGAGCCCCCCUCUUCCUGARGAAAUACUGCCUAACUUAGUGGUGGGCUGCAAGGACUACCUGGCGAACCUGACAUUGGCUGAAGCACAACAAGGUUAUGGUGGUUGGUUGACAGAUGAAAGAAGCAGCCCAUCCCUCUCUUGCGCUCUGUACAACCCCUCCCUGCGGCAGGUGGUGACCGGACACGUGGACUCGUCCAUUUUACUGUGGGAUGUUGAAACAGGUCAGAAGAGGCUUCGCAUUUCAAAUGCACACGGAGGGGAGGGACUCACCUGCAUGGAACUGGACUCAUCUCACAGGAGACUGAUCACUGGGGCUCAGAAUGGCACCAUAAAGGUCUGGAAUUUUCUAAAUGGCCUUAAUUUGCACAAAUUGGAGCCCAUCUCUAACUCGGAGGUCACUGGUCUGACUUGUCUUCAUGACAACCUGCUGCUUGCUGUGGGGUGGAGCCAGUGCAUCGCUCAGUAUAACAUUGCCAAAACCAAGGAGCUGAAGGUGAAAGCAGACUURUCCUGGAGGUCCAGAGGCGUUCAUGAGUUGGACAUCGUAGCUAUAUGUACGUGCUCCUCUCUGGGAGUUGUUGCCACAGCGAGCUAUGAUGGCGAGCUGGUCAUCUGGAGACUGGAAACACAAGAACCAGUCCUCCACCUGCAAAGGAGGGGACAGGGACAGGAUAAACAGGCCCUUCCUGUGGACGUCCUCCUGUUCUUUCAGUAUCGAGCUGCAAACCAGUGGUUAGGAGACAAGGGGGUCCUGGUUUCAUCACAGGCUGGUUGGCUUUGCUUUUGGAGUGUCACUGGAGAGAAACACACUUUUGGCCGCUUUUACGCUCCAAAGCAGCCAGGUGAACACGUUCUUAGCCUGAGCUCGGAUCAGACCAAAAACACCCUCCUGGUCUCCGGUGACACGGCAGGCUGCCUCCAGAUCUGGGACAUUUCUUCAUUUGCACUGAACAUUCAGCCUGAGUCGGCUCAUGAGGAACCUCCACUGCUGUGGCGUUGGAGCGCUCAUAAAAGCCCGCUGGUCUGUGUGGAAGUCCUCGAUGUGGCUGAUCAAGCCUUCAUCCUCACARCAUCCACUGAUGGUUCAGCUGGACUGUGGACGAAGGAAGGAGAUCACGUGGGUUUUUUUGGGCAACAGGUGACGUGGAGCAUCAGURAUCCAGCUACUUACCACAGGAACCAGCAGAGCACGGAUCUAAAGGAGGGGACCAAAAAUGACAAAGCAGGGCAGAGUGAGGUCAAAGGUCAAGUAUUUGACCUGACCAACCCGGGUCAGACACAUGAAGAAUGUUGUUCUGUAGCCACUUCAGCCUCAGACUCAGCAGAGAACAGCUGUGAGGAACCACAGGAACCCGUGGUGCCCUGUGAGCACGCAAUCAGCAGCUGAUGAGUGUAAACAACUUGAUUUGUCUUGUUUUCGCACACAUUCGUCAUCUGCCUGACAGGAUCUGUAGAAGAACUUUGGUCAAACUUGUUUCUGUCACCACACUGAUUGCUUCCUUCAUGAAUCGUCAUGCUGUCUCGUGUCACAACCAAACACUUCUCUUUGCUUCAGAUUGACUCUCUGGUUUUACAAAAGAAAGUGUCUCAAACUAAGCCAGCUCAAGAUGCUAAUGCUUCGUUUCUGAAGGAAUGCAAUGAGAUGUUUCCACUCAUUUAGUUUUAGAAAUGUUACUGCAGAUCCUCAAAGUGGUCAAAAAUCUGAUGGAAAGAGAAAGUAAUAAAAGAAGGAACUGUGUCGUUCAAGUUGUACUUCUUUUUAAAUCCUAAAUAUUUCAAAAUUUCUAAAAAUAUGUGAAAGCUGGGUGAUAAUGUUUUUUUGUUUUUCCUAAGUUUGUGUCAGUGUCUGUUUGUAAAAUAUCUAAUGAAACACUCGACAGACUUGAAUGAAACUGCAGUGAGUAAUAAUUAGAUGUACGUCUACAACUGAUUCAUUUUUGGAGUCAACCCAAUUCAAGAUGGCCGCCACAGCCAACUAAUCUUAGAAAGCACCUAUAAGGCUGUAACUUACUCAGUAUUACAGAUAUUAUAUUAAAAUCUAUAGUGAUUAUAGCUGAGAGUCAUUUACAAUACAUAUAUUGAGCUCUACAUGUUGCACAAAAUCUUUGCAUGAAAACUUCAGGACUAACUGCUGUUGUCAACCAUGUUUGUCUGUUAGCAAAAUAUCUCCUGAAUCACCUGGCUUAUUUUAAUGAAACACUCAGAAAGUAAUUACUGGAUUCUGCAACUGAUUAGCUUUUGGAGUCAAUACAAUUCAAGAUGGCCACCAAACUACUUAACAUUAGCUAACAUAAAAGUGCCUCUAGUUUGGCCAAUUUAAAAAAAUUGAUCUUGUGGUAGUAGCUCAGAUUUAUUCCUAAGACAUAAUUAGAGCGCUGCACAUUGUGCGACACCUUUGCUUAAAACUUUGGCAUUAACAAGGUUUUUAUUUUGUGUGGCUGUAACACUGCAACAUCAAACAAGGUGCUCUUUAAUAUGCACUGAUUUGUAUUUUUUUCAAAGCGUGUUGAACUUUGAACAUUUCUGUAAUUCAAAUUAUGUGAAUUAGUCAGGAUGGUACAUGAACUACCAAGCUUCUGCUUGUAUUUCAUUCUAACAUAUUUUGGGACUUCUUUUGGGGGGAAACCCCUGGGUUGAUGGUGAUUUAGCAUAAAACUGAAACUACCUGAUCAGCACUGAUGUUCAACCACUCUGCAAACAAGCGGAUGUGGGAAAAAAGACACUGUUUUACAAAUAAAUGGUUUAGUUUUA